GCACAAAGGGUUAAGCGUUUACAGGAAGUUUAUCCCGAGCUUGCAUAAAGCUUCCUGUGCUCCUGUUGAAAGAAACAUAUUUUGAAACAUUCAUGGCUUGACGGUACAAAAAGAUACAAGAAGUAAACACACAGCAGCCCAAGAUGAACUACGUACCAGGGACGGCCAGCCUCAUUGACGACAUCGACAAGAAGCACCUGGUGCUGCUCCGAGAUGGCAGGACGCUGAUCGGUUACCUCAGAAGCAUUGAUCAGUUUGCCAAUUUAGUUUUUCACCAGACAGUCGAGCGCAUCCACGUGGGGAAAAAGUUUGGUGACAUCCCCAGAGGAAUAUUCAUUGUCAGAGGAGAAAAUGUGGUGCUGCUCGGAGAGAUAGAUGUGGAGAAGCCCUGCGACACGGUGCUGCAGCAGGUCUCCAUCGAAGAGAUUCUGGAGGAGCAGCGGUUGCAGCAGCAAACCAAACAGGAGACGGAGAAAGUCAAAAUGCAGGUCCUGAAAGACAGAGGCCUUUCCAUACCCAAAGCCGAUAAUUUGGACGAGUAUUAACACCGCCUGGUUUCCACGAACCUCUUUCUUGGGUUGUAUGGGACUGAUCACUUUUAUGUUGACAUUGAGAGAACACGAGAGCUUUUCUUUUUUUUUUUUUUUUUUUUUUCUUAAUGGGGCAGAGAGCAGCAUCAUUCUGGGUCUCUCUACUGUAGUGUACUGUAUGAGUUUCAUUUGAAUUAUCUGGCGGGGGAGAUGUGACAGGCGGCUUGUUCUCAGUUUCACAUUUCAUGGUGACAAAGUCGGAAGGAAAAAAACAUGGGUUUAUCUAAGAUCACUAUGUUGGAAAUUUAGCAAUCAUUCUACAGCAGCACUUUGAAUUCUGUAACGUGGUGAAUUUUUAUUUUGUUUGAGUCGGCUAGUGACAAAAAACACUUUCUUUGCUCCAUUAAAGAGUUGAGUUUUUCAUUAUGGAAAGCCUGCUUGGAAGAGUAGUGUCAUCUCAGCAUCUCUCUGUGUUGCUCAUUCUGUUUCUCUCUUUUACUAACUGCAUUAAAGGCACGACUAGCUAAAAAUUGGAGGUAAUAAGUCUGGGCCAACAGCAGCAGGCAUCCUGCAGGUCCAGCGUGAAGGUGCCACGAUUCUGACAUGCAGAUUAUGCUGGAAUGAAACACUGAACAUGAGAUUCAUGCAUCUGUGAGGAAAGGGCAGAUAAACAAGGAUAAAAUGGAGGAAGAUGUCA
Messenger RNA from Acanthochromis polyacanthus (spiny chromis), 1227 nucleotides. RefSeq names its product LSM1, U6 small nuclear RNA associated (gene lsm1). NCBI's taxonomy places the organism in Eukaryota, Metazoa, Chordata, Actinopteri, Pomacentridae. The record is from RefSeq and is a predicted model, not a curated record. Gene Ontology annotation, molecular function: RNA cap binding. Gene Ontology annotation, cellular component: P-body; Lsm1-7-Pat1 complex. The transcript is spliced from 4 exons. Gene Ontology annotation, biological process: deadenylation-dependent decapping of nuclear-transcribed mRNA. Bases 144 to 545 code for a protein of 133 amino acids.